Stylonychia lemnae is the source of this 2388-nucleotide messenger RNA. Lineage: Eukaryota; Ciliophora; Spirotrichea; Sporadotrichida; Oxytrichidae. The record is from the annotation of a GenBank genome assembly.
AUGAACAAGUCAAAAUUGUUUUUAAUCUCUCCAUCAUAGCUAAUUUCAUAAAGUACAAUAUAGGAUUCUUCCUUAAUCAAUGGCUCAAAUUUCAACGAUUAUGAUCGAUCAGAGGACGGUGAUUCAAUAAUUGAGUAAAAAUUGAAGGUUAAUUAAACAAGCAACCAAAGUUAGAGUCUUAUUGCAGAAAAUAAUCAAAAUGGAGAGAAGGAUGAUAAUCAAAAAUUACCUCAGCUAACUAUGAGCCAAACAUAUGCUAAGCCUUCAAUCGAAGUUGACUUCAUAGAUCCGAUGAAAUACAGAUAUUCAGAUGAUAAGCCUUUUCCAUUAAAGCUCCUCAAUUCCAAUCACAUAUUUGAAGCACUAGAAUUCUUGAAGUAUGAUUACUCUAAGUAUAACAGGAAAAUCUAUGUUUACUUGUUCUGGAUUUACUACUGUAAAAAAUUAAGAGAAAAGCUUAAGACUAAGUAUAUGAAAUUAUUCAUUCUAACUUAGCCACCAAAAGAUGACUUAUUCGAAGUGUUUCCAUUCAUAUUGGGGAAGGCAAUAUACUUAACAAUUGAAAAGCAUUUAAAAAAUGGAAAAUUAAUACUAAAUGGUGAUGAUAUCGAACAGGACCUGUUUUAAUAAGUUCACUAAGAAGUUAAUGGAUUUACAAUGUCAAAGAUUUACUUGACUAAAAAUCUUAGAAAAUAUCUUCAUCCUUAAACCCCUCAAGGAUAUAACACUCAUAGAUAAUCGACAAAUCUUGCACUGUAAAUGGGAGAUGGAUUGCCUAUACAGCCUAACUCUGGUAGAAGAAUACCAAUGAAUCAUCAAACAAGUGGACUAGCUUUAGAUUAAAUAAAUUCUAAGAAACCAUUCUCUAAGAGAACAACAUUAAAUCCUUAAGAUUCAAGUAAAGAAUUAAAUGCUUUUAAGAAUCAGCUUAAGAAGAUUUUGCUAAAUCCUUAGUAAGAUAAGAGGAAAAAUCCAAUAAGAGAUAGUCAAGCAUCUUAAAACAAAGGUGAGUAAAAAAAUUCCCCUUCAAGAAACAAGACUAACUCUUGGCAAUGGUUUGGCUCAACCACUCUAAAUUCAAAUAAUGACUAAUAUUCAAUGAUGAGUAUGACAUCAAGGUAUAAUAAAUUUGAGACCAAUAAACUUUCCCCUAUGUUCACAUCAUUCUACUCUACUAAUUCAUUCACUAAUCCUCUCCCAAAUAAAAAUAUUACUCUUAAGAAACACAUUACUUAGUAAGAUGAUAGACCAGAGUCAAACUUUGAGAUUUUGCUAAGAGCUUAUAAAAAUGAAAAGAUUGAGGAGAUUGAAGAGAUGAAGAGAAACAACAAUUUGCAUUUAUUAAGCAAAGGCAACCUAAGAGCUUUUAAAAAUAUAGCUGGAAAAGAACUCCAAGCAAGAAAUACUACUGAAGUUGUAGUUAAGAGAAAACAGAGAAAAUGGGUAAUUGGAGAGCAGAUCUCAAGUGAUGGAAAUAUUAUGACGUCCCCAGGUUUGUAAAAACUAAUUGAACUGAAGCAUGCUGUCGAUAGAUUACCUACCAACUUCAACUUUGAAAAGAAAAUCCUAAGGUCUAGUGUACCUAAAAGAAUCAUCUAAGAUAUCGGGUCUUAGUAUUCUGAAAUAGCUGACAAACUGCUUCCAGAAUAUAGAGAUAUUCUUCUGUAAGCCUAGAGAGAGAACUAAAUGAUUCAAGAGACUCAAGCUAAAAUGGCAGAUGGAAUUUCAACUGAUAUCAAUGAGAAUGUUCAAAGGAAACUUAUGCAGGAUAAAUAUGAGAAGAAAAUGAGAAUGAUUUUGAAGCGUAAAAAUGAGAGAGAUCUUAGAAGGCAGGUAGAACUCCAAAAAGAAUAAAUUCAGAAGGAGAAAGAGUUGUAGAAAGUUAAUCUCGAUCCACUUGAAAAUUAUCAAGCAAUAAUACCCUCCCCUUAUAUCAAAGAGCAGGAUGUCGAGUUCUGGUUUGAAAAUAUAUUCCAAGAGUAUACAGAUGACAACAAUAAGAAAAAGCAAAAUAUAAACUAUAAACCUGAAAAGAACAAAAAGUAUGAUCCCAAAUAGGCUAGUAUAAGCAUGAACAGUGAUGGAAAGACUAAUCCUUUUGGAAACAAAAGGAAUCAUCAUUACCAUGAUGACUCAAUGAAAUCUAAGGUUGAGAGAAGUUUUAAUGAAUUUUUCUAAAGAUAAGAACUUAAAUUCAACGGAGGUGAGACACCUAGAGAACUCAAAGUGCCUAUUCCUGAUAGCAGUAGGUCAUAGAACUAUUCAAUUGCCUAAGAAGAUAAUAAGAAUCAAGAUGAUGAAUAAAAUGAAUUAUUAUCAAUGUCUGAUAUGUAGAAUGAGAAGGAAGUAAUAAGUCAAUACGAGCAAAAUGAAGAUAUUUAAGAAUGA